Rhagoletis pomonella (apple maggot) is the source of this 3017-nucleotide messenger RNA. RefSeq names its product zinc transporter ZIP6-like. Gene Ontology annotation, cellular component: membrane. Gene Ontology annotation, biological process: intracellular zinc ion homeostasis; zinc ion import across plasma membrane. The record is from RefSeq and is a predicted model, not a curated record. The transcript has 4 exons. Gene Ontology annotation, molecular function: zinc ion transmembrane transporter activity. Bases 788 to 2584 code for a protein of 598 amino acids. NCBI's taxonomy places the organism in Eukaryota, Metazoa, Arthropoda, Insecta, Diptera, Tephritidae.
AGGUGAAUAGCGUUUAAUAGUCCGUCAACCGUUCAACGGUAAAGCGGAGCAACGAAGCUGGCGCGCGCGUAAAGUAAGCGAAUACUUAAGUAAAGUGUGUUGAUCUCGAUAACAAAAAAAAAAUAUAAAUACAAAAAUACAAAUAACAGCAACAAAUAAAUGACAGUAAUGGUGAUAGAGUCUAGCGUGCGAUCAAAUCCAAGCAUUGUGGGGCUGAAUUAAAAUUAAGCGCAGCACAGCAUUUAUUUAUUGUCAAAAAAGGCGAAGAGCGCCAUAAACAGUCGCAAAAAUUCAUAAUUUAAUUAAAAAGCGAAACAUUUUCGGUUAAUCGGCGAGCUGCUGGCACUUUUUGUGUCUAAAACGCAAAACGAAUAUUGCGAAUGACUAGAAAAAAAGUUAGAAUUUUAGUACGAGGAAAUUUAGAAAAUUUAUAAUCGAAAAAACGAUAUUUAAGAAAUAAAUAAAAGAAACGAAUAAGUGACGCUGCGAAUUUGAGUUUACUCAAGUGCUUCUGCCAAAUAUUAUAAGAAAACUUGAACUUGCCCUAUGUUAAAGUGAAUAGUAGUGUAUAUGUAGUAAACGCCAAAAACUUUAUUUUAACUACAUUUAGAGCAAAGUGAAAAGUGUAAAGUAAAUACAUACUGCUGUUUAUACAGAUUUUUGUUUGUGUUGUUUUAUAAAUUAUCACUUUCCUAUUUGCCGCAAAAGUACUUUUGUUUAAGCCCAGCUUUUGUUUGGAAAUCGUAGUGAUUUUCUGCUCCAUCAAGUGUUUUGACUAUAACCAAAAAUGUCUUCGUCUACGCGUGCGCAAAUCUGCUUAGUCAUUUUUGUUUGCUUUCUCUGUGGAAAGUUGCAGUUUUCGCAUGCAGCAACUGAAUAUAAUCGUUACUUGGCGCAUAUUUUUCAAAAAUAUGGCACAGGUGGCACAAUUUCAUUCGAGGGUCUCGAACAUUUGAUGUACAAUCUUGGCUUGGGACAAAUCGAAUUUGAACCUGAACAUACGAUUGACCAACAUCGUCCCAAGGGUUUUAAAACAUCGGAGCGGGAUGAUGAUCCAAAGUUGACAGCUUACUUUGAACAGCAAAGUUUGAAAUUAUCGCCGGCCGAUGAAGAUAUUGCAAUGUUAAAGGAACGUGAUGCGCUGCAGAAGAAUACAGAUGAAUUAGGCCUUCUAAUUAGAGAGAAGGAAGUUCUGUUGGAAUUCAAGGAGAUGCACGAUCCAAAGCACCGGCAUCCGCGGGAAAGUGAUGCCUCCAUGGAUGACGCACCCUUAUCGCCGAAUGUUUGCCUAUCCCCAAAGUCAAUGCUACGUCUAGUCGUCGAUCACGAUGACUUACACAAACGUAAGCUAUACAAGACCUACACAUCCGAUGGCGUAGCGAAAACGCACAACUCCGAGGCAGAGUAUAAUGAGUUCAUCAACCAGGUACAGUUAACGCCAGUGGCUUUUAUGAAACUCUGCCCAGCGCUGUUAGCGCAAAUCGACCAGCAUGUGUGCGUGCGACCAGCACCGCUAACAAAUGGCGACAACCCCAAGCAGGCAUUGUGGAAUGCUUGGAUUUACGCCAGCGUUUCCAUAUUCAUACUAUCCGCAUGCGGGCUGCUGGGCAUCCUGCUGGUGCCGCUGAUGAAAACAAUUGCCUAUCAGGAGAUCUUAAAGUUCCUUGUCGCAGUGGCUGUGGGUACACUGGCCGGUGACGCAUUGAUGCAUUUACUGCCACACGCUCUGGUGCCCGAACAUGGCGCGCAUGAGUCUAGCACAGCAGAGUCUGAACACGACACUCAUGAGGCAGUUUGGAUUUGUGCAUGCGCAUUCUUCACUUGCAUUUUUAUGUACGUACUGGAGCAUACCUUACCGCUACUGCGAGGCGACAACGCCAAAGGACAUGGACACAGCCAUUCACAUGGCGGACACGCACAUACGCAUAGUCAUGCGCACGCACAUCACAGUGAGCAUGCUUCAGCUGAUAAAACGUCCAAAAAUGGAAUCGAUGCCGAUAGCAUGGUGUCACCGGUCAACACCGACGCCAAGGAAAUCAACAUAAUGUUGCACGAAACCAAAAAAGAUGAAAAGUCGCCAUCACGCCCGCUCACACCAGUUGCAUUUAUGGUUGUCAUCGGUGACGGGCUGCACAAUCUCACCGACGGUUUAGCGAUCGGUGCCGCCUUUGCCAGCGAUCCAGUGACGGGCAUGGCGACUGCCUUUGCCGUACUCUGUCACGAACUGCCACACGAGCUGGGCGAUUUCGCACUUCUCCUGCAGACGGGAGUGUCGCUGCGACGCGCAGUCUACUUGAACAUUGUCAGCUCUGUUUUGAGUUUUGUGGGCAUGGCUAUUGGGUUGUUCAUAGCUGGCGCGCAUGAAAAUAUGACACAGUGGAUUUAUGCCGCCACAGCGGGCUCGUUCCUCUACAUAGCGCUAGCCGAUCUGGUGCCGGCAAUGAGUGAGGCGGAGACGCAUACGGGGGAUGCUAAAAGUAAACUUAAGGGUACCCUCAUACAGAUUGGUGGCAUGCUGCUGGGUGGUUUUAUAAUGUUGGCCAUUGCUGUGAAUGAAGAGGCGCUGGCAGAGCUUUUUAAGUGAAGAAUAAAAGUACCCCCUGGAGAAAAAUUAGUAUAAAUGGAAGGCAUACAUUCCCGAAAUAGCAUUUAAAAUAUUUUGAAUGAAUUUUUGAAGCACAGUUUUGGUGGACUAAUAUUUAAAAUCCCAGCUAGUUCCGAUAUUCGGUAAAGUUUGUUUUAAGUGUUAAAGUAGUAUUAAUUAUAUUUUAGUUAGUUUUAAUUUUUAGCUCAAAAUUAGAAACGAAUAACGGAACAGGUAGUUUUAAAGAAAAUAUUACUUUAAAGUGCAUUGCCAAGUAUGUAUGUUUAUUAUUUGUACAUUAGACUGCAUUACCAAAAAAAAAGUUACGGUUUUCCGCCGGGGUUACAAAACCUACUAUAUUUGAAGACGUCCACCAAAAUAUAUCGGGAAAAUAUUCAAAUUUACGUGAGCUGGACCGAUUUGAAAAUACCGC